AUGAGUGUUAACAGUAAUAAAAAAGAAUACGAAGGUGUUAUGACUUACGAAACUUCUUCUUCAAACGAAAUUGAAAAACAACAAACUUCAAAUCAGUACACUCGUACAAUUAAUGAAAUUGUCACUGAUGGUGAUUUGGUUACUUUAGGUAAUCAUACUUAUAGACGCGGUGAUCUACUACGAGCAUUCAACGCUGAUGUAGUUCCAACUUCUAAUCAAAGACAAUUUGCUAAUCCAAUUCCAUUAGGUUUAGCUUCUUUCUCAUUCUCAUGUUUGGUUUUAUCUUUAGUUAACGCUAACGUUAGAGGUGUCACUGAAAAUAAAUUUUUAAUUUCAACUUUUAUGUUCUUUGGUGGUGCUAUUGAAUUAUUUGCUGGUCUAUUAUGUUUUGUCACUGGUGAUACUUACGCUAUGACCGUUUUCUCUUCAUUUGGUGGUUUCUGGAUUUGUUUUGGUUGUAUUAAUACUGAUCAAUUUCAUAGUAUAUCAGCUUAUGGUGAUGACACUAAAAUGUUACAAAACGUUACAGGUUUCUUCCUUGCUGGUUGGGUUGUAUUCACUUUCUUAAUGUUGAUGUGUACAUUGAAGAGUACCUGGGGUUUAUUCCUUUUGCUAUUCACCUUGGAUUUGACCUUCUUAUUCCUAUGUAUUGGUAACUUUAUCGGUAAUAAUAACGUUAGAAUGGCUGGUGGUUAUUUUGGUAUAUUGAGUAGUUGUUGUGGUUGGUAUUCUCUAUACUGUGCUGUUGCCAAUGACCAAAACACUUACUUCCCAUUAAGAGCAACUGUCAUGCCUAAUUUCCCAACUGUAUGA
Molecule: messenger RNA, 813 nt
Organism: Vanderwaltozyma polyspora DSM 70294
Lineage: Eukaryota; Fungi; Ascomycota; Saccharomycetes; Saccharomycetales; Saccharomycetaceae
Gene: ATO3
Product: putative ammonium permease ATO3
Exons: 1
Coding region: 1-813 (270 amino acids)
Cellular component (GO): plasma membrane
Molecular function (GO): acetate transmembrane transporter activity
Source: RefSeq, a predicted model, not a curated record